Messenger RNA from Pelagomonas calceolata, 441 nucleotides. The record is from the annotation of a GenBank genome assembly. NCBI's taxonomy places the organism in Eukaryota, Pelagophyceae, Pelagomonadales, Pelagomonadaceae.
AUGAUCAAGGCGUGGACCGUCGCGGCGCAGCCGGGUCCCGCCCGUCGGAACGGCACGCGGCCGACGUUUGUGCUGGCGACGUCCAUGCCGCCGAGGAGCGCAGGGAUCUACGCAUUCUAUCCGUCUCCGGCCCACUACUGGUUGACGAACAUCCAGGGGACGAGUAUUAGCAGCCUCAGGUUCAUCUUCGAGCCCGUCGGAGUCACCGACCCGCGCAAGAUUAAGUCGGGCACGAUGGACCGCCCGGUGACCAACAUCACGAAGCCCAGACUGGACGCGCGCUUCGGCACGUCGAAAGCGAUUGAGAACGACGACUCGGACGACUCGGACGAGGAGCUAUUCUUCAAGUACGAGAAGGACCAGCCGGCCGGCGCGAUCCUCAAGUUCGUCGUCAACAAAUACCUCGAGGCUUACGGCACGGACAAUCGACGCGUCUCGUGA